AUGGUCAAGCGACAGCUUCGUGACGCCGACGCCGCUUCUGCCGGCCGCAAGCGCCAGAGAAUAGUUGUCGAAACACCGACCCAUGAGGACGUCAACAAUGCGAGACAGCUGAGGCAGCUGCUUGCCUUUGACCAGGACGUCAAGCGCGCGAGGCAUGGCAUUCAAUCCUUCAAAGUCUUCCUCGACAGCUUCAGCGCCACCCCUAGCGAGAACCAUGACCGCUUCGCCAUCCUGUCCGAAUACCUCGAGUCGACGAAGCCGCGAAUCUUCACCGAAGCGACCGUCUACCAGACCGACCUCAUGGAGAUGUGGGGCUACGCUUCGGGCAUUCACAACGAGAGCAUCACGGCGGCCGUCCCUGCCGUGCUGGCGCUGCUGCUGCAGGUCAUCUCGAGCUCCCUCGAGCUCCUCCCCCACGCGACCGGCAUCGGCCAGACCCUGCUCCAGGACCGCCAUCUCAAGCUCAUCUCGCGCAACCUCUCGGCGUCGAAGAGCAGCGGCUACAUCAUCUCGCCCACGAUGCGCCUGCUACGCGAGGUGGCGUCCAUCGACGGCGGUGCGCUCGCCAAGAAGGUGUUCCGCGCCCGCGACCACACGUUUGCCUCGUUUGCGCGGAACCUCGAGGUCCGGAACUCGCUCGAGGCCGGGCCCGAGGACCCCGCCAAGCCUUCGGUCCGCACAAACGCCAUCAAGCUGUUCUUGACGAGCUUGAAGUUCCUGCCGUCGGACUCCAAGAAGGAACUGCUCCUGCAGAAGGAGGUCAUGUCCCACCUGACCUUCCUGCUCAAGGACGAUCCGGCCUACCUCCUCGUCGAGAUGCUCGAGGCUCUGAGGAGACACGUCCUCGCCGACGACAAGGUGCCGCGCGAGGCCAAGUUCAAGGCCUUCAACACCAAGACGCUCGAUCGCCUGGCGGGCCUCUACUACUACAAGCACGACGACGAGGUCGAGGGCCGCCUGACGGUCAAGGACGCCGUGCACCGCUUCCUGACCUACGUCUGCACGACCCCCGGCGCCGGUAUCCUGUAUACGGGCACGGGUAUGUACCCCAAGGACCUGGACGACGAGGCCACACAGGACGUCAAGGACACGGACGACUUUGCCUUUGAGCGCGCCGCCUGGGUGGACAGGUACACGGAGGAGGUGCCCGUGGCCAACUUUGUGCUCGACGAGUUCAUACAGAAGAUGCGCCCCUGGUCGAGCCUGCGACACAGCGAGCUGCUCGUGUCCGUGUUCGAGGCGGCGCCCGAGCUCGUCGCCAGCUACUUCCUCGCCAACAAGUCCUUCUCCUUUGAACCCAAGCUCUCCAUGACCUGGAUCGGCUACGCGGCCUUUCUCUUCAACACGGUGCAGCUUCCGAUCCCCAGGUACUUUGGCAACCGAUCUGGCUAUCGCCGCGUCCCCCCGCCGACCAUGGUGCUGCUCGACAACAUUAUGCCGUUGCCGCUGAAACAGAAGGACCUCAUCAGGAGCCUCUCGCACGACGCACAUCUCAUUUCCUUCUUUGCCGUACGCAUCCUGGUCCUCGCGUUACAGAAACUGGACCGGGCGCUGCACAUGCACAGGGAAGCAGCGGGCACGAACAAGACGAUAUGGGACUCGGCGGCGCGCAAGCUCGUGGACGAGUUUUGCCAGAGGAUACCGGACAUGAAGGAGGUCACAAAAUGCUACAAGACCAUUCCCGAGGCGAACGUCCUGCAGAGGGAGGCGACGAGCCGCCUGCUGCUGCUGUACUACGAGGUUAUUCCCCAAAUGGCGCUCAUGGCCAACUUUGACGUCUCGCCCUUCCUCUUGAACGCCCUCCGCCGACUGGACGAGCAGAAAGAGAACGAGCAAGAAAAGGCGCUCGGUCUCAUGGAGCUCGAGAACCUGCUCGCCAUUGCCGGCUACUCCCCCGGCAUGAGGUGGUUCGCCAAAUCCGAGGCCCUCGCCGCCUCGCCCUUCGUUGCUCUCCUCCGUGUCUACGUCACGUCCAGCCAGGGCCAUGCGCUGACCAAGCUGAAGGAGGUGCUCCAGUUCGUCGCGACGCAGAACAGCUUGUCCAGGCGCCGACUGGGUUGGGCCUCCUGUUCCGCACGCCGCAAGAGCUGCGCAAGAAGGACCUCAAGCCGUUUUGGGUCUUUCUCGACAACUGCGCCAACAGAAUGGGGCCCCAUCAGCUUGCUUCUGGUGACCAUGGCGGAGCAAAUACCCUUUGCCGUCAAGGAGGCUAGUGCUGAUGUUGUUGAGCUCUUUGCCAAGGUGUUAUCAUCACUUCUCGGUUAUGCCAAGGCGGCGAACGAGGACCCCGCCAUCAUCGACCUGCUGGCGCAACGAUUCAACAAGGCUUUCGCCGGUACAACGUCACAGGUCAAGGCUAAGUUCAAGGGCGCCCUGCUCGAGGGCGAUCUGGCGACAGCGAACGGCCACAGCGGGACGGCCGUCUCCAGGCCCACGCCCACGACGACAGGCCAGACCGCCGUCAAGGAGCUUGACGACGCGGCCCUCGAAGCAGCUCUCCACGUCAGCUUUGAGCCCGAAGAAGACAACUCGGCCCUCCUCAAGUGGGCGUCGAAGACGGUCGACGACCUCAUCGACGGUGACUACAUACCCGCCCUCAUCCGCCUCCUCUGGUCGCCGCACACGAGCAUCCGGCAAGAAGCGCUCACCAACAUUCUCAAGCUCGCGGCCAAGCUCAAAGAGUCGUCGUACGAAGAAAAGGACCAGCUCUGGCUCCUUCUCUCGGAGCUCGCCGAGUCUUCGCGGCCCCUCGUCGGCGCCGGCCCCGUCGCGUCCCCGCUCGUGGCGUUCGCGCUGCACAGCCUAGACAUCUUGAAGAACCCGCUGCACUGCCUCUACGCCAAGGUCAACACGUACCUGACGCGCGCGCCCCUCUGGGCGCCGGACAAGGUGCCGCUCGCGCACGACAUUCUGCACGGCGCGCCGUCCGAGGACGACAGGUACUACGCCGAGCUGACGUGGCUGCUGCAGUACCUCCUCGACGGCCUCCGCGCGCCCGGCGACGUCGCCGUGCUGCACCACCGCAAGUGGUUCGAGAAGAUCCUCGCGCUGGCGGCGAACCCGUACCUGCGGACGAACCUGACGACGCGCGUGCUGCGCAUCGUGUACCGCGCCACGUGCGUCGACGGCGGCAGCACGACGCUCGCGACGCGGUUCGGCGUCGUCAGCUGGUUGGCGGCGCAGGAGGCGGGCGCGGGCGGCGACGAGGCGGCGCUGUGCAGGGCGCUGCGGAGGCGGGUCUGGGAGACGUGUGAUCAGGCGCGUGUCGGGGCGUGGAGUCGGGGCGGGAUCGCGGAGGAGCAGCAGGUUGGAUGA
Messenger RNA from Verticillium alfalfae VaMs.102, 3315 nucleotides. RefSeq lists its product as hypothetical. The coding region runs from base 1 to 3315 and encodes 1104 amino acids. Lineage: Eukaryota; Fungi; Ascomycota; Sordariomycetes; Glomerellales; Plectosphaerellaceae. Gene Ontology annotation, biological process: maturation of LSU-rRNA from tricistronic rRNA transcript (SSU-rRNA, 5.8S rRNA, LSU-rRNA); maturation of 5.8S rRNA from tricistronic rRNA transcript (SSU-rRNA, 5.8S rRNA, LSU-rRNA). Gene Ontology annotation, cellular component: nucleolus. The transcript is spliced from 3 exons. The record is from RefSeq and is a predicted model, not a curated record.